AUCACCGAGUGGGCAGUGGCGAGGAUCCCACGCGGCAGACAUAGUGAGGAACAUGGCGCUUACAGCUGUAGUAUCUGUGGUCUUCUUCACUGUCGGGGUGCUUGUGCCGUCAUUCGCGCAGCGUUAUGAACAGUUGAAUGACUACGCCCUAGGUCGCGCUUUGUUUCUAGCGAACAAUUACGGUGAUCGCUCGGGCUACUACGGAAACCCAGGGAUGGGCUCCACACAUCGCCGAUACAAUGACCUCAGUCACCACAAUUUCGACACCAGCAGGGAUGGCGAUUUACUGCAUCAACAUAUUGCUCAAGGCACGCAAGGGCACUAUUUUAUAAUGCCACCUCACAGCUUGCGGCGGGGCGACAUCAUAGCCAAGUACCUGCACAGUGUGGACGUGUCUAAUCAGGAACAUAUCCGGCCAAGUCCAAGAAGAAAGAGAAGUCCACGAGGAGAAUGGGAGCGAGAAUACGAUGAGCGAAAAACAGCGCGACAUGGAUGGAGAAGGACUAACAGACGACGCUGGGAACGAUUACACGAUGAUGCAGCCCAUGGGCCCGCGAAAGCCGGGACGGGACUGGUCCGUCUGCACGGCUGCCCAAAGAGCCAGGGCCCCAUUCGUCUAACAUUAAAGGUUGCUAAUAAUGAAUGAAACAA
Molecule: messenger RNA, 651 nt
Organism: Dermacentor silvarum
Lineage: Eukaryota; Metazoa; Arthropoda; Arachnida; Ixodida; Ixodidae
Exons: 3
Coding region: 53-646 (197 amino acids)
Source: RefSeq, a predicted model, not a curated record